Molecule: messenger RNA, 1254 nt
Organism: Pogona vitticeps (central bearded dragon)
Lineage: Eukaryota; Metazoa; Chordata; Lepidosauria; Squamata; Agamidae
Source: RefSeq, a predicted model, not a curated record
AGUGUUUCAAAAGAGUUUCAAAAGAGAACUGUAGUGAGCCGCAUGAUGAGCCAGAAGAAGAGGUUCAACCCAAACCGCCUGCCUUGACCGGAACCCGCAGCAAGACGUGGACCUCUGAGGGCUUCCAAGCAGCGGGAUUGCAGGUCCUUUUUCUUCAGCUCCUUCAGUUGAAAGUGCAGCCUUCUGUCGGUCCUCCUGCCUGUCCCUCGGACUGGCUCGGUUUCAUUUUCUGAACGUCAUUUGUUCCUUCCCAAGGAAUUAUAGAGAGUUGGAAAUGCAUCGCAAGAGAGGAGAGUAAGACUAGAUCUGUUUCCAGUGGUCCCUCAGAGCUCCGAAAAAGAGGGGGAUUAGAAGAUGCAGCUCCCCUUUGUCGGGAUGAUCCUGUUUUCUCUGCACACUGCCAAAGCACUGGAGAGCUCAGAAGCACCUCCGAAGAUGGCACGGAUCGUGGCUGGUCUCGGGGAGACUGUAACGGUCAACUGCAGCCUUCCAGCAGGUUUUCGUCUUGGGCCAGAUGACAUCAGCUUUUACAAGGAAAAACAAGGCCAAAGCCUGGAGAAGAUUGACUUCCCUUCUAAAUACUCAAACAGAGCAGCUGGAGAUCCAUGGGCUUUGACCUUGCGCAACCUGGAAAGAAAUGACUCUGGGGUGUAUUAUUGCGUUGCCUUUUUAAGGCAGAAGUUCACAAUCAGAAACGGAGUUAUCCUGAUUGUCUCAGGUGCUCUGAGUGCCGUCCGUCCAUCCAUGUUGGUGCCUUCUGACCAGGACUGGAGUCAACUCAACCACAGCAUUCCUCUCCUCUGCCUCUUCUUUGAUGCCAGCCCUUCUUGGGAUAUUGUCUCCUGGAAUAUCGGCGGAGAAACAUCUCAGGAACCAAAGGACAUUGAGAUGAUAGACGAGGAAGGAGCUUUGACCCUCUGGAGCCUGAAGCUGAUUGCUCCAAGGACAUGGGCUCACGGGGUGUCUUAUACCUGUUGGGACCCAAAAAACAGAAGUACCUCUACUCAAGAAAGAGAGGUGCCAAAGACAGGAACCUGCUUGAAGAUGUUACAUUUUGGCACACCUUGCAUUGCCCUCCUCUUCCUGAGCCUCCUUUUAAGCCUGCUCUUCAGAAAGCAUCUUCCUGGAGGAAAGACAAAGAAAACAGAAAAUGGAAUCCCCAUGAGAGAGAUCCCACAGUUCCUUGACGAAAGCGGAGGCAGAUGUUGUCGUUCGCAACAACCAUAAGCGGAGAAACUGACACAGGCCCUUUCC